Molecule: messenger RNA, 699 nt
Organism: Triticum turgidum subsp. durum (durum wheat)
Lineage: Eukaryota; Viridiplantae; Streptophyta; Magnoliopsida; Poales; Poaceae
Source: the annotation of a GenBank genome assembly
AUGGAAGCCAAACGGGAGGAGGAGCCGAGGGUGAUGACGCUCCGGCCGGUGGAGGCCACGCAGGAGUCCUUCGCGCCCUUCGGGCAGGUCAUCGCCGCCUCCCCCGACGGCGACCAGUUCGGCCCCCACGACGCCCAGCUCGACCUCAGCCGCGGCAUCCCUAGGUUCUACAUCAUGAGAUUGGAGAGCAGGCCGCUCAAGUUCUCUUCCAUCACCCACCACGCCAGCGUCACGCAGUGCCUGGGCUCCAUCGGCGGCCAGGAUUGGUACCUCGGCGUGGCCAAGCCCUCCAUCGUGGACGGGCAGAGUGGCCAGGACCGUGGCAGGAGUCUCGUGCAGUCGCGCGCUGGGCAUUUCUAUCUGCCUCCCGAUCCGUCCGAGGUCUGCGUCUUCCGGGUCUCUGGUCCCAAGUUUCUCAAGCUGCACGCAGGGACCUGGCACGCCGGGCCGCUGUUCAAGGCAGACGCCGUGGAUUUCUAUAACCUGGAGCUCAGCAACACCAAUUAUUAUAAGUUCAUUACUGCAUUUAGUUUGUCUGGAAAACAGUUGUUCCAUCUGGCUUCUAGUAAAUCCGAGUUCGUCAGAGAGUUCAUGACCCGGUCCAUUCCCAUCCUGAGUAGCACAGUGCUGCUGAUCGUGGAUCACACCACGCACUACUUCAAGAAGCACGACGGUGUAACCUUUGUGAUCGAUGACUGA